Molecule: messenger RNA, 1522 nt
Organism: Exserohilum turcica Et28A
Lineage: Eukaryota; Fungi; Ascomycota; Dothideomycetes; Pleosporales; Pleosporaceae
Exons: 2
Coding region: 14-1522 (502 amino acids)
Molecular function (GO): protein binding
Source: RefSeq, a predicted model, not a curated record
GUUGUUGUCCAAGAUGGAGCCAGAUGUACUAUGCCACGGGCAGACAGGAGCCCCCCACACAACGGCGACUCCUCUGCUAAGCCUGCCCUCGGAGCUGGUUCAACACAUCCUCAGUUACCUCAGCAUAUCAGAUCUCCUCUCGGCCGGCCUUGUGAGCAGGGCUUUGCACGAGCACACGCAGCAAGACGUUAUCUGGCAGCACAUUGUCCAGGCCCAGGUGUCGGGCCCCGUGUCCAAGCCAGCACAUCUGACAUGGCAAGGCCUGUACAGGCAACACCAUCCCUACUGGUUCAUUGCUCGACGGAAGAUCUGGUUCGCCGACAACGCGCACACGGGCAAGCUCAUUGUCGCGCGCUACGACCAUAGGCUGGAUGCGAUUGAGGCGUAUGCGCUGGUUGCCGAGCGGCGAAUACUGGCAUCGUUGUCGUGGGACAUACACCCCGAUGCCAUCAUCCACACGUUUAGUCCACGUGUGCAGCUGGACCUGAAUGCGCCAGUGAUUCGGCUGAACAAGGACGCCUACGAAGAAGCCGUAGGACCAGCGGGCCGUCGCCUUCAAAAGGAAAUCCCCAUGAACUUGUCUCGACACGCGGCACUGUACUCGCAGCUCCUGCUAACCAGACCCUGGCCGGAACACAUCACGACCGACGCGACGCCCGUAUGGCCCCCGCUCACACUACCCAGUGCCCAGCGUACACGCAAUGACCAGCCACCGUCGGGCUUUGCGCAAACGGGCCAAAAGCCCGGCCAGCUCGACGAGCUCUCUACUUGGACUUUCCGGUUGCGCAAGUGGAUGCAAUUCUCGACGCAGUCAAUACGACUCAACAUGCGCAUCGGUGAGGACAUCACCACGUGGGCGACACUGCCCGAGGAGUGCUAUACGCCGACUGCACAGAAACCAUGGCAGGGCAUCUGGUGUGGCGACUAUGCUGGACAUGGUUGCGAAUUCCUGGCCAUUAUGCAGCCCGACAAGCCCAGGCCUCUGCCCGAGCGAGCAGAGUGGGCUCUGCGGGCGAGCGAGCGCGAUGGGAGCGUGAGCAGCAGCGGGUCUUGGACCACGGCGCCCACCGAGGCAGCGAGUUCAGACCGGAGCGAGGACGAGAUGCAAACUGCAGACGAUCUGGAAGACAGCGUGGCCACGCUUCAGGCAACGUAUCACCAACGCUCAGCCGAGGCUCUUGGCCAGCCAAGUACAUCGCCAGACGACGAUGGCGUCUAUCGUGGCCGCAUCGAGGCUGUCAAACUGACUGGGGACCCGAAUAUUCCUCGGGGCGAAUACACAUUUAUUGCGCCUGAUAUUGGACCGGGUGGCUUGUUGCGGGUUGCGGAUGAGGAGAUCUUCAAAGGCGCGCGCAUUGUCCGGAGCGUGGGACACAUCGCAGCCACGGGUUUCCGAGACGACAACUACAUGCCGUCGCAGCUCAUUUUGAUUUCGCAUGACCGGAUAGCGCAGUACUGGGAGACGUUUGGUCACGUGUCCUUUUACGAGCGAGUGGACAUUGAUGCUUUGACGAGGGUUUAG